Molecule: messenger RNA, 786 nt
Organism: Caenorhabditis remanei
Lineage: Eukaryota; Metazoa; Nematoda; Chromadorea; Rhabditida; Rhabditidae
Exons: 5
Coding region: 1-786 (261 amino acids)
Source: RefSeq, a predicted model, not a curated record
AUGGCAAAAGUAGAAAUUCAAAUACGUCGAUGUUUUUGUUGUGGCCUAACAGUCGGCUCAACUCUCAUUGGUUUCUACACUUUGAUUCUAUACUUUCUUCUCGCAAUUGCUGCUGCCGUUGCACUCUCUGACACAGCAACAAAUGGAGAUGCUUCUCAUUACAAUUCUUGUGAACUCGAAGCACAAGGAAAGAUAAAUGCAGAGAAUAGGAAACUGACAUUCACUGGUGGAAGAACUGUUGUUGUUGUAGAGGAUUCCACUUCUUACCACUGCUCACUUGGACUUUAUACCGAGGAGCUGAAAUAUUCAAAGCAAAACCGGAAUGUAUUACUUUUGGUUGACUUAAUUCUUUACGUGUCCCUGGUCGUAGCAUCACUUAUUCUACUUCUUGGAAUCUGUUGUAGAAAUCAGUGGCUUCUUCUUCCAUGGGGACUCUUAAUGAUUCUUGACAUAGUUCGUGGAUUCAUCUCAGUUUUUUUCAUUUUCUGGUAUUCCUAUGGAAACUUGGCUAGAAUUGCCACUGGUAUCUUCUUCCUAGGAUUGCAGUUUCUACACAUUUCCUUGUGGAUGUCGAUGGCUGCCAAAUUCCAGAAAAUGUACAAUAGAAAUAAUGGAAUCCCGGAUAAAGUGUAUGAUGUUCGUGGUGGAUCUCGUGCACCAUCAACCUACUACGGAGAGACUCACGCAGUUGCUCCACCACCACAUCGUGGAGCAGAAUAUUAUCCAGAUCAACAUCGACCACAACCAUAUGGUCAUUAUGAUCAACAACCACCAUACAGAUAUUAA